Molecule: messenger RNA, 1982 nt
Organism: Dacryopinax primogenitus
Lineage: Eukaryota; Fungi; Basidiomycota; Dacrymycetes; Dacrymycetales; Dacrymycetaceae
Exons: 12
Coding region: 36-1832 (598 amino acids)
Biological process (GO): carbohydrate metabolic process; N-glycan processing
Cellular component (GO): endoplasmic reticulum; membrane
Molecular function (GO): mannosyl-oligosaccharide 1,2-alpha-mannosidase activity; calcium ion binding
Source: RefSeq, a predicted model, not a curated record
AGCACAGCAGUUCACACAAGUAUACGACAGCUACCAUGGCACCGACUAACGGUGUCAGAGAGCGCAAAAAGGCUUCAAAGUCAGCCAACAGCACAAUACCAACAGAAAAGGUGCCAUCAGCACCGCAAGUCUCCCCAGAACCAGAAGCGGAUGAUCAACCACCACAGGGCGGGAAAUUCUCGACUUUCCGACAGAGACUACGAUACUUAAUCUGGUCUUGUUUUGGGUUAUCUCUUAUAUUAUACAUUGGACAACGUUUUGGAUAUGCAUCAGUAAAGCAAAACAGCCGUCCUGCACGGCCUAAUGACCUGGCUGGUUGGGAGCCGCAUUUCCCUCCUCCUGAUCAGGUAGUCACCACCGCAGACGUGGAGAAGCGUGAUGCUGUAGUGCGUGCUUUCAAAGAAGCAUGGGUAGCCUACGAGACCGACGCGUUUGGAUCAGACGAAUACCACCCCAUAUCGCACACCGGUUCCAAUCUCUCUACAGAUGGCGGAGUGGGGUAUAUGAUCGUCGAUGCGUUGGAUACGCUCGUGAUGAUGGGUCUGGACGAGGAGUACAAGCGAGCGAGAACGUGGAUUGAAAAAGAUUUGAGCUGGGAUCGAGGGGGAGGAGUAAACCUGUUCGAAGUGACAAUCCGUGUCCUUGGCGGGCUGCUCUCAUCAUACGCGCUGACCUUCGACCCUCUCUACCUUACUCGAGCUGAGGAACUUGCCAACCGUCUCCUUCCGGCCUUCUCUACUCCAUAUGGUAUCCCUCUCACCUCAAUCGAUCUCAAAGCAGGCAAGGGGAUUCCCGAUGCAGGCAACUCUGGUUUGAGCGGGACGGCAGAAGCGACGACUCUGCAGCUGGAGUUCAAGUACCUUGCCGAACUGACCGGAGACGAGGAAUGGUGGAGGGUAGCCGAGAAAGUCAUGGGCGUGGUAAAGAAGGCGCUCAGAUCACACGUAGUUCCCAUUUUUAUUAGUCCAGAAACGGGAGAGUUUUACAUCUCAGAAGUCCGUUUGGGAUCACGCGGAGAUUCGUACUAUGAAUACCUCUUGAAACAAUACCUGCAAACGGACCGCUCUGAACCGAUCUAUCGUCAGAUGUAUGAUGACGCCAUGACGGAGAUCGACCAAUUCCUUAUCCAUCGUACAGUCAAGAGCAACCUCACAUUUACAGCGGAGAUGCAUCCGUAUCGAACUCCGACUGGUGAACUGAGCUGGCGCUUAGCAGCCAAACAAGACCACCUAGCGUGCUUCCUCGCCGGCUCGCUCAUGUUGGGUGUGACGGAAGGUCAAGGCCCCGUACCGCCAGACGCGAGCAGUUGGACAGAAGAAGAUAAACGAGACUGGAGAAAUGGAGAGGAAUUGCUGAAAACGUGCAUGGCUACACAUGACACGAUUACUGGGCUGGCUCCAGAGAUUGCCAUGUUUCAUGACGCGAGCAGUCCCAUGGCGAAGCGGAAGGACUGGUAUAUCAAACAUAACAAGGACGGUUCUGCGAUCCUCGACGGAAGGUACAUCCUCCGACCCGAGACGAUUGAGUCUCUCUUCCUUGCCUUCCGCUUGACAGGGGAUAUCAAAUAUCGUGCAUGGGGAUGGCAGAUCUUCCAGGCCAUCCAGCGACACUGCAAGCUCCCAUCGGGUGCGUAUGCGGCUGUCAAGAAUGUGGAGACAUUACCAGUGCAAUGGGAGGAUAGGAUGGAGACGUUUAUGAUGAGCGAGACACUGAAAUACCUCUUUUUGCUGUUCAGUGACGCGAGCGUAUGUCCUCUCGACCAAUGGGUGUUCAAUACGGAAGCACAUCCACUUCCCGUAUUCAGUCCGUCGUUCAGCACAGCCGUUGUGUAACAUCAAGACGAAGAUAGACAAUGAGAUUCAUUGUUGCGCGGCUUAAUAUGCCCCAAUCCCUGCGCCAUUCAGUACGCACGCAGAUAAUGCUGCCCCAAGGAGUCCCAGCUUGGCGAACCUUCAUCGUCGGCCCGUCAAGGAUAACAUCCC